Molecule: messenger RNA, 1398 nt
Organism: Lactuca sativa (garden lettuce)
Lineage: Eukaryota; Viridiplantae; Streptophyta; Magnoliopsida; Asterales; Asteraceae
Gene: SVP
Product: K-box region and MADS-box transcription factor family protein
Biological process (GO): positive regulation of transcription by RNA polymerase II
Cellular component (GO): nucleus
Molecular function (GO): DNA-binding transcription factor activity; protein dimerization activity; RNA polymerase II transcription regulatory region sequence-specific DNA binding
Source: RefSeq, a predicted model, not a curated record
ACAAAACAAAAGUCACCUCUUCUCUUCCCUCCCAUGCCUUAUUGCACAUCAGUUUUUACCCAAAUACAGAUCAUUUUCCUUUCCCCAAAUUCACCACCCAUCACGACUGACAUGAACUCAACCCCAUAGAUUUUCUUUAGAAUAUAUUCCAGUCUGUGAAAUCUCCACUGCAUUGUCGAUGGGUUUUCGUUUUCUUUUUGAAAGUUCAGUUUUUUACUUGUAAAAGAUUCAUCACCUUCACCAACUAAUCAUCAUCAUCAUCAUCAUCAUCAUCACCACCUUCUUCUUCUUCAUCUGGAUAAAAGAUAGAAUUGGGUAAAUGGGUGUUGCUAUCUGCUUUUGUUAUGUUUAGGGUUACUAAUUUUAGUAUUUUGUAUGCCCACCAAAUUUGGCAAAAGAAAUAAUGCAAGCUUUUUGGUUGUUUACCAUCAAAGAUCAAUAUUUCCAUUUAUAAGAGACCCCUUCAUUUGUAUGCUGGUUUAUUCCGUGCUCUCUUGAAAAAUCUUUGUCAGAAUUUUGAUUUUCUUGAUCACCUGUUUUGUGUGUGUGUGAUUUUCUUUCUCUUUCGGGCACAAAGUGAGUGUGUAUGUGCUGCAGUGCACUUAUGAUCAUGGCUAGGGAAAAAAUACAGAUUAAAAAGAUUGAUAAUGCUACAGCAAGACAGGUGACCUUCUCCAAGAGGAGGAGAGGGCUGUUCAAGAAAGCCGAAGAGCUCUCUGUACUUUGUGAUGCUGAUGUUGCUAUCGUCAUCUUCUCCUCUACUGGCAAACUCUUUCAGUAUUCUAGCUCUAGCAUGAAAGAAAUACUUGAAAGGCAUAGCCUGCAUUCAAAAAAUCUCCAAAAGCUUGACCAACCAUCACUUGAGUUGCAGCUGGUUGAAGACGCCAACUAUGCCAAAUUAAGUAAAGAAGUUGCUGAGAGAACUCUUCAAUUAAGGAGGUUGAGGGGGGAGGAACUUCAUCUUUUAAGUAUCGAAGAGCUACACCAGCUGGAGAAGUCCCUUGAAGCUGGAUUAGGGCGUGUUGUUGCAAAAAAGGGAGAGGUAAUUAUGAAUGAGAUCAAUCGUCUUCAAGAAAAGGGAACAGAACUGAUGGAGGAGAAUGACCGACUUAAAAAAGAAAUGAUGGAGAUAUCAAAGGUUAGAGAACAGGUUCAUGGUGAUACUGAGAAUGUAAUUGGUGAGGAAGGCCAGUCAUCCGAAUCGGUGACCAACAUUUCUGAUUCUGCUGAUCCUGGCCAAGACUAUGAAAGCUCCUAUACAUCCCUCAAAUUAGGGCUUCCUUACCCAGGUUGAUUGGAGCUUGUAGGAUUUAUAUAUGUAAUUGAUAGCUAAGAAGAUGAUGCUUAUGGAUAUGACCUUUGACAAGGAUUAUUAUAAUUAUGAUUGAUUUACCCCUA